Zootermopsis nevadensis is the source of this 14219-nucleotide messenger RNA. The record is from RefSeq and is a predicted model, not a curated record. Lineage: Eukaryota; Metazoa; Arthropoda; Insecta; Blattodea; Termopsidae.
UCAUAAACUUGGCUCUACAUGCAAGCUAUAUUUUACCAACUGGUUUGGAAAGGGAAUAAUUCAUAAGAUUAUUAGGGACAGAAAACCAGUUUCAUGUGUUAAUGCAAAUAGGAUUUCUUGAAGAUGGGUGUUAACUAGGAUGCUGCACCAUAUAGUAUGGUAGAUAUCGACGUGUUUGAAGAACUUUCCGCCGCCAUCAUCAGGGUAACGACUCACCGCUGCGCAACAUCCCAGAAUACUUGUUGCCAGGAGAACCUAAAACUCAUAUGGGUUCCUUGCCUUCGCAGGUUCAGUGACUGUAAUUUUCUUCCUAUUAUACAAUAUUGUUUCUUUAAAUAUUCAUUCCAUUCUAUUCUAUUCUAUUUGUAGCUUAACCCAGUAGCGGGUCAUCGCCGCCUCCAUUCGGAGGUUUCAUAGUCUUUAAAGCGUGCAUUUAUGCGUAGUGAGUGACCAGCCCACUGAAAUAUUCAUUGUUUCGAGAAAUAAUAUGCACUACAAUGAAGAUGUCGACGAAACAGUUUCUAAACAUGGCAUAAAAUGUAUGCUGUGAACUUCUUUAUCGAUUGACUAUCAAAUGAACACACAAUUACGAGAAAACUCAUGGCCAACACCCCAGAUAUUUGCAAAUAGCACAGAUAACCUAACAGUGGCUAACUCUGUACCGAAUAGAGGUUAUGUACUUCUUAUGGAGAUAUUUUAAGAGUCAAGAUGAACUGCAGUAUUGAAUAACAUUGUAGCAGGACAAUGUUCAAGCUUGAAUCUUACAUCACACCAAUAUUACUGAGCUAUGUAGACAAGUACAUAAAGAAUUUUAGACCUGAGGAUUCACAGGUGUCAUUAUGGGGAGGAGAUGCUUCAUUCCACAACCUGGAUCUUAGGUUGGAAGUACUGGAGCAGGAACUACAGCUGCCAUUCAGUUUUGUUAGUGGUCACAUUCAUGAGUUGCUGAUACAUGUGCCAUGGACGAAGCUGGCUUCAGAACCUAUUACCAUCACUAUCAAUACUAUAGAAUGCAUACUCAAGUUGCAUGGAGAAGAUUCUGUAGGAUCUGAUUCUGCAAGCCAUGCAAGUUCAGCUACAAAUACUUCCAAGGACAGCCGUAGGAAAGCUAAUAAGCGACAAGAUGUGGUGGCACCACCAGGCUAUGUGCAGAGCCUAGUGAACAAGAUUGUGAGCAACAUUACCAUUUUAUGCAACAAUCUUAUCCUCAAAUAUGUGGAAGAAGAUAUUGUUCUGUCUGUCAAUGUGAAAACUGUGACUCUGCAGUCAGCUGACAAAUCAUGGCAACCAGCAUUCACAGACUUAUCACCAACACAAAUAAUGUUGCGGAAACUGGUCAGUCUUGCCGAUCUUACUAUCUGCCUAGACAAAAGAAAUGCUUCUGGCAAGAUAGAGAUGUAUCAGGAACCUCUUCUCUACCGCUGCUCUAUGGAACUUCACUUAUUGCGGAGUUACCAAAAUGCAACAGCCAAGCGAGUGGCCAUGACCCGAGCUGACAUUCAUUGUGGGAGAAUGGAUUUCAGCCUCACAGAGCAGCAGGUGCCCAUGUUGAUGCGAUUGGCACUGUUGGCAAUAGCUCUGCAUGGCAAGGAACUACGUCAGGAACAGUCUCAGAAUGUGGAACAGGAUUUAGAUACCAUGCAGGACUCUGUUCCUGUGACAGUGACUGAUUCAACAAAUGAGUCAUGGGCUGGCUGGGCCUGGAGUUGGGUUCCGUCAGUUAUGCCCAUAUAUUGGAAUGAAGACUGGUCUGCUGAACACCAUCGUGCCUAUGUAGGCCAUACUUAUCACACAGGUUUCUAUGUUGAGCAAGCCUCAGUGUCUCUCAAGGUUACAGAGAGCUCACCUGACUGGAGUUACUAUGGGCCUCGCAAAGUUAAAUUUAUACCAUUCCUAGUUAUACAGCUGCAAGGGUGCUUUGUGGACUUUGUGAUGCAUGGUGCUGGGUGGCUCAAUGUUCAGACAGGUGUGAGUCAAGUUACUGUUGAACCAUAUGGUGACUGCUUCUGUGGUGUUAAAGAAGCAGCAAUCAGUACUAGUGCUAUAGAGAUGAAGGACCAUAAGGAAUUGGUCUACUUUGCAGCAGGGAAUGAACAGAAUAACUAUUUGGCUGACUCUCUGUUUGACCCAGCUGCUGUUGAGAACAAAGGAGAGAAGAAGACCUACAAUAUGUCAUGGGAGGACCAUCUUUCUACAGUAACAGAGGCAUUGCUGUUAGAAAGGAGUCCAGCAAUUGCUGUGGAUUUUCUCUACAUGUUGGAGCUGCCAGAUGACUUUAACUCAGAGCGAUUGUCAGAGCUUGGUAGUGAUCUUGAGUAUAGCAACCUUCCUGAAAAGUCACUGUGCCGUGUAGUUGUGGGACCAGUAGCCGUUAAAGUUUGUUCUGGCUUGUUGCACCGCCUUCAAAUAGUCCAGCAUGCUGCUAGACUGUAUGAUUACUCUCCAUAUAGCACUCCAAAACCAGAGCCAUCCCGAGAGCAGUUGCCUCCACCAUCAGCUGAGGAUUAUGACUCACUGGACAACAAUAUCCCUAAACAAGUGAUCCAGGUGACCCUUUUCAAAUCAGUAAUCAACAUCCAUCUGGCAGACCAUCCUGUAUUUGACCCAGUUAUGCUUCAAGCUCCUAGGAAGCACAGAAAAACAAAACCUCUGAGCAAACAAAUGACCCAUUUACCCAAGGUUACUUUAGAGUGUCAAUGUUUUGAUGCAAGAAUUGUGAAGCCCAUGUAUCCCUGGAGACUAGUCAUCACUACAUGUCAACUGCCUGCGCCCUCACAGCAUAUGUUUCAUGCAUGUCAUUUUCAUGCCAAUGUCAAGUUGCUAGGUGUGAGCAGUCAGCUGGUGCUGAGUCCAGGAAGCCAGACAACUGUCUUGAUGCCAAGUAACCUUUCUUACACUCGACAGAACCUUAUGCUGACACGUUACUGGAAUAAUCCUGAUAUUCCACAUACAGACCAGACAUUAAAAGCAGAGAGUCUUACAAUGACUUUUACCAAAGCCAAAUUGAUGGUGAUAUCAAACAUCAUUCAGUCACAAUUUGAUCCUACUUCAGCAUUUGAUAUCAUCCAGAAUUCAACACUGCUAACAGAUGCUGCUAAACAUGCUGGUGUUGAAUACCUGGAAUUGUGUGUGGAAGAAAUAAGUUAUCGGCAAGUAAUCACUCCUGGUACUGAAGGUUUCAUACUCAAUGUAGGUGCACUCAAGGCAUUUGUACUUGAAUUUCCAUUGAACCAUGGUGCUUCUAGACCCCAUGGCAAUAUGUUUGAUGUUCUUUCUGAGCCACAACAGGCUCUUGUUCUGUCUGGCCCUGAAAGCUUAUCAUUCCUAGAAGCUGUUGAUCCAAAUCAGAUAGUACAACAACCUCUGCUAUGUCUGACAUUGCAGUACACACGAGAUCCCAGUGUUCAAGAUCAUCCUCCUCUGCUCUUCUUCAGUGUCCGUGAGAUACGUGCUUGUGUGGACCCUAUGAUGUGGCGAUGGCUUCGUUAUGCUCCUGAUUGCAUUGUUACAAGAAGUGACCUGUGUACUUUGGAUACCAAUAUAACUACCUGUAGUAGUACUGUCCAUCGUCGUUCUAGAAGGUUAUCAUCAGAAGCCAGUGGAGGGACUGGGCUAGAAACAGGCCCUGCUCGACGGGCUCCUACACCUCAGGAGUCUGUUCACAGCAGUUCAGAUCGUGAACAAAUAGUAGUCCAAACAGGGCUAUCCUUGUCUCCUAUAGCACAUAGUCGAGGGACAAAGUCAGAAAGUGCCAAGAGAGCUUCCACAUCAACAGUUCCAGAACAGACAACAAAAUGGAGCAGAGAUAACAUUCUUCGUUGGUUUCCUGUGUGGCGUGGUAUGGUUCUCAGUGGUGAUGUGGCCCAGUGUGUCAUUUACCUUCCAAUGGCUAGUUUAUCUGCGGUAGGAGCACAAUCAAUAGAAGAUGCAUUAGCACAGUGUUUGAGCAGUAAGACAUCUCCACCUCCUGAAGUUCUGGUUAUGACAUUACCAUUUCUUACAUUGCGCAGUGCAUCCCAGAAGCAGGCCCUUCACCAGUAUACAUCUAGAUUACCUGUAAGGCUACCUGAAAGUGUUUGGACUAAAGAUAAAGUUAAUUUCCCAUGGAGCUUGGCACUGGCAGAUCUGAGUUGUUACACCUUGCAGAAUGGUACGAAACUACAUUUCCUGAAACCUGUGUCUGCUAAUGCCACUGUUGGGAUUUCCGCAAAGUAUCAGAAUGAUGAUGAAGUACUUGGAACUCUUGGUGUCUGUGUACAUGUUGACACAACUCCAGUCAACAUAUCUCUAUCUCAGGAGCAGAUGAGACUGAUGACAAGUGUGCUUUUGGAACUUUUGGAAUUCUUCUCCAGUCUCCAGUUCUUUAGCAUCUUCUCUUCAGAAACUGGCUCAGCUCCAGACCAACCCACUCCGGUUAGCCCUACCAUAUUUCCAGAGAGCAGUGGCAGCAGGGAAUCUCCAACAACUCCUCUUGUCACACAAGAUUCUAAUGAACAACAAAGUGGGUUGUCUGAGCAUUCAGAUACAGUGAAAAUAACAGUUUGGAUGCAGUCAACACUUGCUCGACUCAGAAUUUCACUAUAUGCGCUGAAUGACAGUGCCCCAAAAGAUGAGCUGAAGUUAACAGUAGAUAUGGAGGACAUCAUGACUUCUCUUGACCUUCAACCAGUCUAUCUGAAAGUGAAGUGCAAGGUUGCAUAUGCCAACAUUUUGCAUUAUAUUAGGAAGCCAAAGAGCACUUCUUGGAGGCUUGGUCCAUAUGCUGGUUUAGUGAUGCGUAGGCAAGAAAAUCUUGCUUCACCACCUCCUCAUGCAGUUCAUCGAGAUGUGGAUGAUGGUAGUGGAUUUCUCAGUGUCACAUUUACAUGUGCAAAGUGUCGCAAUGUACACAGUCGCUGGGGUACUCGCAAACAGACAACACUGUUGGCAAAUGCUCGGAGUUGUGACACCAGUGUUGGGCUACAGGAUGAUACUUUAGCUGCACGUUACAUCAGUGAAAUUGUCGUGAAAGUACAGCCUGUGGACUUUGUCUUCUCAGCUACAACACUUGGCAGUUUCCUCACAGUGAUGUAUCCAAUCCUGAAGUUGCCAGAACAUAAACAAAUAUUCUCGCAAAAGAAGAAUAUUGGUGCAGCCUCCAACUGGACAAUGGAUAUCAACAACAGUACUUUGCCUCUUCUGUAUCUGGACACAUGCAACAUUAGAAUCAUUCUUCCAGCUUCAGAGAUGACUGUGGUUGGAUACAUGCAUAAUGUUUAUCUGUUGCAGGUAGAAGCCAUAUCUCUUACACCACAGGCAGACAAUCCAUUGGGACGUAUUGUGGUGCGCUCUGAUAUCUACCACAUGGCUGAGCAGACUCGUAUGCUGUGUGUUCCUGGUUCAGAAGUAGAGGACAGACAGUAUCAGCUGGAUAUCAAGGGAUUUAGUGUUAAUACUGGUACUUGGCAGGAACUGGAUCGUUGUCUCAGCUUGACAAGUUUGCAGACAACAAGCCUUCGCACCAUGAGUGAGAACCCUGCUCUAGAGUGGAACAACUUGGUGUCUGGCAAAGAAAACUUCACCCCACACAUGUCUCUCAAUACAGUUAUUGCACGAUUGAAUUUGUGCAUAGUGGCAGCCCCGGCCAUUGUGUAUCAUGGUAACAUCCUUGUCUGUGGACAUUCUCUAGAAGUCAAUGCAGUUACUGAUAUAGAGGUAUUGAUCAGCAUGGGGCAGCUAGUGCUAGCCUCAGCUCUAUUAGAAGAGGUUCUGCUCUUGUUGAAACCAUUUCUGGCUGACUCCUCAACCAAGACACUACCUCUUGUAGUACAUGCUACACCAUUAAUGAAACCCAUUUCAGAGGGCUCACUUGAGAUGGAAAUUGCAGGUGCCAACUACAACCGGUGUGUGGAUAGUGGAGUAGACUGUGCAGAUGCAUCAAGUGUUAGUGUGGUAGGCCGAGGUAUGGGGUUCACAGGAAAAGAAUGUAGUGAUUGUAAAGAGACUAGAAAAUUGACAGAGUUUGAUGUGUCGUAUCCUUAUACUCAUCAAAGACAAAAGCAUCCUGGGAGUCCAGCCACAGAGGUAACAAGCAAACGUGCAGUGUCCUGGAAAUCAAAUGUUGUAUCAAGCACAAGCGAGCACCAUCGACCUCAGGAUGUUGUUCCUGUUGAAAUUCUGCUUACAGCUGGCAAAGUCUCUUUUUCCCUGUAUGAGCUGAUGGAAGGAAAUAACAGUGAACUGCAUACCUAUGCAAGCAGACUCAAACAGAAACUUGUCUCUCAGCAUGUUCACAGCAAGUAUGACCUGAAUGAAGAUGUAGGAUACGAAGCUGGUUCAGAGGAGGGUUCUGUUGAAGAUGCAGUGCCUCCUCGCAAACACAUUCAGCCGUUACUGUACAUAUUAAUGGCGCAGCCUCAUGCCUUCCUGUCAAGAUUAUCGUUCAUGAAUAAGGUGCAGAUAUCUUGCUUUGACAUGAGCAUUACAUCAUCAGAGCAAGAUCAUGUAAUCCCUCGAGGAAUACCCCGUCCUGAAGACUUCUUGUCUGUGCUGCUGGAGACAAAGGGUGGAGAUCCUCAUCCUGACACAGGGAUUCCACCAGCCUUUCUCACAGUGAAGUGGUCUGAAUCUGUUGGCAAGGCUUCCAAAAUAGAAGUCGAAAUGGGCCGUCCGACAAAGAUAUAUUAUAGCAUUGCACUAUGGCGCUUCAUUGAUGAUAUCCAGAAGAAACUGAAGCACUGUUUUUAUAUAUCUUGCUUUGACAUGAGCAUUACAUCAUCAGAGCAAGAUCAUGUAAUCCCUCGAGGAAUACCCCGUCCUGAAGACUUCUUGUCUGUGCUGCUGGAGACAAAGGGUGGAGAUCCUCAUCCUGACACAGGGAUUCCACCAGCCUUUCUCACAGUGAAGUGGUCUGAAUCUGUUGGCAAGGCUUCCAAAAUAGAAGUCGAAAUGGGCCGUCCGACAAAGAUAUAUUAUAGCAUUGCACUAUGGCGCUUCAUUGAUGAUAUCCAGAAGAAACUGAAGCACUGUUUUUAUAAAUUCAUGCCCUCUCCACACUCAAAAGAAACAUCUUGUGAGCCGGAGUUAGGUGUUUGCAUGAAAACUGAAGAAGCCGCAAGAAACUUGUCUCAUCAUGAUAAAUAUUAUUCUGAAACAAAUGUUGAAUCACCAUCCAAGGAAUCACAAGAAAGUGGGACAGUGCCUCAUUCUGAGAGAGAUUACUGUUCUUUAUCUCAUGAUCAGAAUCGCCCAUGUGGCCUUGUAACCAUCAAAGAUGAUAAGAAGCAAACCUUCAGAGACAGAAUAGGUGGAGUGGCAGCUGUUAGUAUCUCAAGCCAGCAGUUGGUGUUUCAAUUGUCUGGAAGGAGACAUGAGGCUGAGAUGGUUGUGAGUGUUGCUGGAGUGACUGGCACUAUGUCUCGAAUUGUUCGUGGUCAGGUGGACCGUGUAAUGGGCAGCGUGGCUGUCAGCUGCCUUAUGCUCACCACAGCCUUCAGAGGACUGUCACGACCUCUCCUCACUCCUUGGAGUAGCACUCUGGAUAUCUGCCUGGCCUGGGAACCUUGGCUGUCAAGUGACUCAUCUCCACAGGUUCAGCUAACAAUUGAUUCAGACUGCAUUUUGGUGGAUGUUGGACCAGAGCAUCUUCAUUCUUUACACUUGAUUUGGUCAGAGUAUGAGCCUUUCCUGAACUCAUUUCAAAUGAAGAGUAGGACAGAGUUGGUGGAGUCUGUAUCUCAUCCCCCAGAGCAAGAUCAACAUUACCGAGAUGAUCUUCGAGCUGGGGCUUUCCAGUUUGUAGAUGCAAGCAGUGGAUUCUCUCGAGAUGAUCUGCCACUUCCUUAUCAGGUGGUAUUCUGGCAGGCUCCACCCACUAUGGCAUGGAGAUAUCCUCAACCCAGGACCCUCACACGUGUUGAUGUCUUUCCCGUGCCAUUCAAGGUAGCAACAGAUCAUCUUGGUCAAGAACCAAAAGGCCAGGUAUUGUGUUCACUGCAAUAUUGGAGUGACUGUCGCGCCUGCUAUUUGCCAUAUGCGCAGUUUCAACUGUCAGAAUCAGAGAUGUAUCGCCUGGAGCUACCUACUUCCCCACAUAAGGUUGUUGCCUGUACAUGGCGAGUCCAGCUCACACUGCAGUCAGAGGAAGAUGAUGAAUUGCAUGAUUCAAGAGAUGUUUUGGUUUCUCCACGUGCUUUGGCUGCCUGUAUGAGAGUUGAUUCAUUCUUUGCUUCCCGUCAAGUGCCAUGUCUCCAAGCAGCAAUGAACAUCUCUUCGUUGCAGGUUUCUUUGUAUAACCACGUGAUCUCCAGUAAUGCAGGAAAGCCAUUACCUCUCCCACUCAAGAAUUUCUCUGUAGAUCAGAUGACUCCUGAGUCACAGUGCUUUAUGUCCAUUGCACUGGACAGCACGUGUCUGUACGUAUGCAUGUGGUCAAGUGGGAAUGUCAGCAUGGUUGAAAUGAACAGCCGUGUGCGCUGUGAUAUCAUCGAUUAUGCGUAUCUUACACAGCAAUAUGCCAUUGAGCCCUUUCAGGCUAAAGUACAGCUGACACUGGGUGAUACAACUGCUGUUAGUUGUGUUACAAAACCUAUAGGAGUGAGAUUUGGGCCUGCAAUUGGACACACUUUGGCAGUUUCAGCACAACUCUGGGCCCAGGCUUUUCGUAAUUGUGAACGGGAAGGGGACACACCAACACCCAGUGAAGAGUACCAGGUCAUUGUAAGUCGUUACAUUAUCUGCAAUGACAUGAUACAUCCAUUAAGGUUUGGACAGGCACUGACAGAUGAAGACAUACUUCUGGGUAGCUGUCAGUGCCAUUUUUACUCUUGGCGAACCCACAAGGUGAAACAGGUGCUCCGAGUAGGCGUAGAGAAAGGAGCAUGGGUGUGGUCUCAACCUUUCUGCAUUGAUGUCGAUGGUUUGCAGCUCUGUGGUUUAGCAGACUGUGGUAUGAAAGAUAUUAGCAUUGUUGUCAAGGUUUCAUCACUGUCAGCCACUCAGAAACAGGUAUGUGCAUCAGUAAUGAGGAUACAUUCUGAAACUGAACACAUUUUUGUAUUUGCAUAUGUUAUAUUUCAAAAAGUGUGUAUUUAUUUUCAGGUCAUUGUAAGUCGUUACAUUAUCUGCAAUGACAUGAUACAUCCAUUAAGGUUUGGACAGGCACUGACAGAUGAAGACAUACUUCUGGGUAGCUGUCAGUGCCAUUUUUACUCUUGGCGAACCCACAAGGUGAAACAGGUGCUCCGAGUAGGCGUAGAGAAAGGAGCAUGGGUGUGGUCUCAACCUUUCUGCAUUGAUGUCGAUGGUUUGCAGCUCUGUGGUUUAGCAGACUGUGGUAUGAAAGAUAUUAGCAUUGUUGUCAAGGUUUCAUCACUGUCAGCCACUCAGAAACAGGUUACUCUGUCAGGCCAGUUGGUUGUCACAAAUCUUCUAGCAGAGCACUUAGAGUGCCGUAUUUUGCCCAUGGUAGAUGAGGCUUCUGGGCCUCAAGAUGAAGAACAGAACUUUAUUGCUGUAGGCAAGAGCACUCCUCCAUCAGUGCUCAUUGAUGCAAACUGCAAGAUGACAUUGAGAAUCAGAUUCCAUGGGCUGGACAGUGUUUGGUCUGGAGACAUUCCCGUGCGAGAGAACUGCAGAUCUGGGCAGCCCUGGCUUGUUAAGGUCCCUCUCCAUGACAGGGGUCAGUUUUUGAGUGUAUGGUGCCGUGUGCUAUGCCAGCAUAUUGGACAAGGUGUGAAGAUCCUUGCCAUGCUGUGCCCACUUUACAUGAUCCGCUCAUAUCUGCCUGUUCCAGCAAAAGUACUAAUUGACACACCUGGCCUCAGGGUUCAUCUCCAGGCAACAGUUCAUGGUCGCGGAGAACAACAGCAGCUCUACUGUCCAGGCACAGUGGAUCAUUCACACAAAUUAACAUUCCAACUAGAAAAUGGUAUAACACCUUCUAAUCCGUAUGUUCCGUUAUCAUACACAGUGAUAGAUCAGCGCAAGUUUUUAAAAAUAGAUGAUAAAGAUGUUGAUAUAAAUGCCAUCGUGGCAUCCCUAAGUGAAGUCAAGACUCCAGUCUGGCCCUUUGUAGGGGAGGAAUAUGCAAAUGUGUCAUGGAUAUCAGCAGAACAACCACAGACAGAUGUGCAAGUGAAAUAUGUACCGCAGGGGCCGUUCUGUAGUACAUUGCUUGUGGAAUUACAGCCAUGGGCAUUGUUGGUCAAUGUGGUUGGUUAUCCUAUUGUCCUUAUAGUAGAAGAACGUACUGUCUGCAGGGUGCCACAUCAAGGUGUUGUCACACCUCCAAAACUGGAACAUACAUUCAGCCUGGGUAUGGAUGUUGGUGACAUAGUCCACGCAUCACCACCUCUCCAGUUAGCUCGCCCUGACUGGGGAAAUAGCUUCUAUAUGCCUCGUAUCUCAGGCCUCUUACCAAAUUCUGGAAAUGUGCAGACAGUAGUGCAGUAUGGAAAAACUCUAGGUUACCUGAGUAUUGCUUCAAAGAUUGUGGAGGAAAUGAGAGUGAUUACUGUGCGAGCCAAGUACAUUAUCUGUAACCGAACAUCUCUCAACUUACAGGUAUCAGCAUUGGUAGUUCGGGAGUCUGAAAGGCAUUCAUAUUUUCUAACACAAGAGGAGCAGAGAUGUGUGCAUAUAGUUCUUCCAGACACAGAGGAUAAGAGCAAUAUGGGCAGGCCCAUUGCUCAGUGGGCUCUGCUGGGGAAAGAAGAGGGCGAAGGGGAGCUCGUUCCAUACAUAAUGCUGAACAGUGGUGCAGGCUGGAGUUGUCCGCUUUGGGUCAAUGAUGGAAUAGUUCGUCACAGUUUUAGCAUUCCUAUUCCAAUGGAUAGUGACGGUGUGAGUAAUUGUGCCUACGUUCUGACAGUUCAAGAAUAUUUGGGCCAGGUUUUCUUGUCAGUGUAUCCAGAAAUACAUCCUCAGAUCACGCUGCAUAACACAUGCAGCUUCAAGAUUCUGUGUGCUCAGGGAACUCCAGACAACGAUGGCAAAGCCGUUGAAGAGACUUCCAAUUUUGAUUGGUGGUGCAGCGUAGCAGCUCAUAGUAGUGCACAUUAUAGCCUUCCGGCUGCCUCAGAAAGAUUUCCAGACAUUGUCUCUCCUGGAAACUGGCCUCCUUUGGUUCUGGCAUUGUCUGAUUCAUUCCCUCAAAGAGAGGGUACUUUACUUUGGUCCAGAGGAGUCAGUAUCACGGAGACUCAAGAGCAGUUUGUACGACUGCCUGGUCACGGUGAUGUGAAGAUCCGGAUUGAGGUUGUUUGUCAUACAACGCACGUAACAGUGGAAACUGUGAGUCAUGUUGAGAUAUCUGCUCGUGAUAUUCGAAGCAGACUGAUGCGUCAUCAAGAAGACACAGAACCUGCCGUUGUGGAGAUGUUAUUCCAUCAUGCCUCACUUCCCCAGUCAAGAACUUCAUGUGCUUCACAGUAUCUGUCUGCGUCAGAUUCUUCACAGAUGGAACUUGGACAUAAAAUGAGUGACACAAGCUUAAUUAGUGCAGGUGAUAACAAGGGUUACUUUCCCCUGGGUCAUACAGUGACUAAAUUACAAACUCACGAGUCCACAGCCUCAUCGACGUCCAUCCUGCCGACUGUUGCUGACCACCGUAACAUUGUUGUGGAAGAACUUCUGGCACCAAACAUUACAAAACAUUUCCACGCUACCUUUUUCCUGAGAGGGAUUCACGUCACCCUCACUCAAGACAUUCCGAAGCCGAGAUCUGAGAGAACUGAAAUUGUUCUUCUUAGUCUUGAUAAUGUUUGUAUUUCUGUGAAACCUCAGUUCGUACGAGAAGACUCUGAAGAGUUGAAUGUUUGUGUUACUAUUGGAGAUUUACAGUUAGACAAUCAGAUGUUCCAGCGUGGUGGUUUUGACUUCCCAGUUAUUCUUAUUGGCCAAGUUCCAAAACGUAAUUUGGGCUGUGGAUUCUCCCUGUCUGUACCUGCAUCAUGUCUGAUGGAACAGUUUUCAUCAGACUCCCUUAUCGUGUUCAAUGCUUCCCUUGAGAUGUUAAAUAAUGGAGAGGGUAGUUGUAGUGUCAUGAAACAAUUGAAAGUAUCAUUUGGACCACUUUGUGCAUAUAUUGAAGAUACCCUCAUAACAAAGUUGACUGAGUAUUUGACGUGCCUUCUGCCUACUACGUUAAUUCUGUCACCACCAUCAGACAGUGGUUCCAGUCUUCCACCAAGUGCAUCGUUGGUUCCCAUACCUAAGAUCACUUGUUGGGACUCGAGACAGGUGGCCUUUCCUCUUCGACUCCGCACGCUGACAAUUCAGCCUCUGUCCUUGCUUCUUAGUGUUCGUACUUCGGUGAAGUUGUACAUCGCGUUGGAUCAUUCACCCUUGCAGUUCUCUGCCUUUGAACGAUCAACUUUGAUCACAACUUCGUAUCAGUUGGGACAUACUUUAACGAUGCAUUAUUUAUCAGGAGCCAUAUUUGGAGCUGGUUGGAUGGUAGGUUCACUGGAAUUGUUGGGCAGUCCUGGUGGGUUUGCUAGAACGUUAGGAACUGGAUUACGAGAUUUUGUAAGUCUUCCGUAUCAUGGGAUCUUUGAGGGACCAUGGGGAUUUCUAGUUGGUGUUACCCAUGGUUCGGCUUCUCUAAUGAAACAUGUGACAGCAGGAACCCUGAGCUCAGUAACUAAACUAGCGGCCAGCGUGGCCCGAAAUCUAGACAGACUGACCCUUGAUCAGGAACAUCUGGCAAGAACUGAAGAACUGAGAAGACGGCGGCCACAGGGCGUUACUCAGGGGCUACUUCAGGGACUAACAGGAUUGGGCAUUAGUUUGUUGGGAGCUGUAGGAGGAAUUGCACAUCACCCCUUGCAAUCAGUGAUGAGUGAGGGAGCUUCCACUAGAGGUCUUGUAACGGGAGUGGGGUUGGGAUUGGUUGGAGCUAUCACAAAACCACUGAGUGGAGCUGCAGAAUUGGUGGCUCUUGCAGGACAGGGCUUGCUGCAUGGGGCAGGGUGGACAUCUCUCCCAGAAAUGAGGCAGCAAUCUGUCACCGAGUACGCGUUCUCGGGUGCCAAUUCACGGCUCAAGUACAGCUGGAAGUUGAUAGCAGAACUUGGAGUUGGCAGUCACUCACUGUUACACGUGACUGAAGCCACCGGCCUUACUCCUUCAGGUUCUUAUGAAGCUGUUGCUUUGGUGCUUACCACACGGGCACUCUUUCUGGUGGACACAGAGGAAGAUGUAACAAGGCGAGUUCUUUCUUUGGCAGAGGUUUCGGGCAUGGAACACGCGUCUGAUCCUACACUGCUGUGUUUUCGAUUUCAGACGGCAGUGGAGAUGGAAGCCGCUUCUCGCGCUCGCGUCGUGGAUUUUGUUCGACACAGCUCGGGUAUGGUUCCUGAUAUUGCUCCUGAUGGUGCACAGUCUGAAGCUGAGUCCUCAUUCUCUGGCAGCCCCAUACUUUCAGAACCCCCAGGCUCAACUGAUGCUUCACUCAUGUUUUAUGUAAAUCCACAGUUAAGGAAUUACUUUCUGUCUGUUCUUGCCCUGGCUAAACGUCAAAGUGAGGGACGAGGAUUUGCGGUCCUUUAAUUUUACAUUCAUUGUUUCGAACAAUAUUACAUUUAUCAGUAUUUUUGUUGGUUUUUAGUCUUUUGUUAUAUUUUUGAAGGAUUGUGAGUGAUGUUGGGGUACAAAUUGUGUUGGUCUUUUGUGUGCUUCUUGGAUCGUAGUUUAUAGUAGCGUGAUCUUCAUCGUGAAGAAACACAUAAAUUUGAAACUGUCUGCAGAAACCGCAGUCCAUGUCUUCUGGUCAUCUGACAUCUGCUGUAGUGGAAACUGAAAUAAGUAAAACUUCUUGAGGUCAUAAAAGGUAUCAAGAAAAGAAAACAGUGGGUUAAAUUAACGAAACCACAGUUUUAUUAAUGUGUGACGCUUGUCAGUGUGAGAUUUUUAAUUUUCAGUAAUUUGGUAAGACAAUGUUUUCAUUUUUUGGAUGUGGAUAAUGAUAUGGAAAUUUGAAAUUUGCAAUAACUCUUAUUUAUUUUACAAGUACCCUUUGCAUAUCUACAGAGCACAGAAUUCUUUUAUGGUCUACUGUGUCUGUGCACGUUUAUCGUGCUCUGGAACUUUGAACCUUCCUCGUACUCUGAUUAAAUCUGAGAGAUGUAUAUGAGACUUUACAAUUUAGGCCGUUGUCACGGCAGCAAAGAUUUUGAUUGGUGGAGAUGAUGUGUUUUGCCAAAACAUCGCUGUCUACCUGCAGGUGCACACGGUACAAC